UUACGGUGUGUAACAAGGAAAUGCUGCAUAGUUUGAAAUAGUGCUGCAGUUUUUAGUGACUAAACAGAUUAAAGUAGUUAUUGAAGUAGUUUGUGUUGAAGAUGGAUACAGUCGAGUGUUUAUUUGUGUUUGUUGUUUUGGUCGGCCGUGUGUCUGACGCGCUCGAUAACGGACUGGCUUUGACGCCCACGAUGGGCUGGCUGCACUGGGAGAGAUUCAUGUGUAACGUCGACUGUGACUCCGAUCCAAAGAACUGCAUCAGUGAGAAUCUCUACAUGCAGAUGGCAGAUGUGAUGGUGAAGGAGGGAUGGAAAGAUGUGGGUUAUGAGUACGUCUGCAUCGAUGACUGCUGGCCCUCCCAUCAACGCGAUGCUCAGGGACGCCUGCAGGCAGACCCAAAAAGAUUCCCAGGAGGCAUUAAGAAACUGGCUGACUAUAUCCACUCUAAGGGGCUGAAGCUGGGGGUCUAUGCAGAUGUGGGGAAGAGUACCUGCGCAGGGUACCCUGGAAGUCUGGGUUAUUAUGAGACAGACGCAAAGACCUUUGCCAGCUGGGGCGUGGACCUGCUUAAAUUUGAUGGCUGUUAUAUGGACUGGACUCUGCUGGGAGAAGGCUACAUGAACAUGUCGAAAGCCCUGAACAGAACAGGAAGAAGCAUCCUGUACUCCUGUGAGUGGCCGCUGUAUGAGUGGUCUUUCCACCAGCCAAACUACACAGCCAUCUGCGAGACGUGUAACCAGUGGCGUAACUCUGCUGACGUGUACGACUCGUGGGCCAGCGUCAAGUCCAUCCUGGAGUGGGCGGCUACUCAUCAGGACAUCAUCGUCCCCUCCGCUGGACCUGGAGGCUGGAAUGACCCUGAUAUGCUGGUGAUCGGGAACUUUGGCUUGAGUCAUGACCAGCAGCAGUCUCAGAUGGCACUGUGGGCCAUCAUGGCAGCUCCUUUGCUCAUGUCCAAUGAUCUGAGGGAUAUUUGUCCUCGCUCCAAAGAGCUGCUGCAGAAUAAAUAUGUCAUAGCUAUCAGCCAGGACCCACUGGGCAAGCAAGGACACCGUACAGCCAAGGACAAUAAUUUUGAAGUGUGGGAGAGGCCUCUGUCCAAAAACAGACUGGCUGUUGCUAUCCUCAACAAACAAGAGAUUGGGAAUCCACAAGGUUUUCCCAUCAGCACAAUUCCUGGCUGGAUGAUCUGUGUCCACAAGUGUGACGUCACCCAGAUCCUGCCUCAGUACAAGGAUAUGGGUGUUCAGACUCUACAAAGUGAUGUGGCUGUACCAGUCAACCCUUCAGGCACCACUCUGCUGAUAAUCACCCCCAUCAACAGCAAAAGGUUUUACAACAUGCAGUGGUGGGACACGCCUAUCAAAAAGAACAAUGGCUCCAUUUUGUAGCCAACAUUUUCAAAUUGUGGAUGUAACACCACACAUCAGUUAUUACAACUUAAUUUGAUCCAGCAACAAAUGCAGUAAAACUGUAGACUUAAGUUGUUCACUGCUUGAACUAAAAUUUUACAACCUAAGCCAUUUUUCAAUUUAAGUGCUCAUCUUUUUACCUCUUAAAAAAAAAAAAAAAAAAAAACCC
Messenger RNA from Thalassophryne amazonica, 1581 nucleotides. It is a transcript of the gene gla, whose product is annotated as galactosidase, alpha. The record is from RefSeq and is a predicted model, not a curated record. The coding region runs from base 102 to 1391 and encodes 429 amino acids. NCBI's taxonomy places the organism in Eukaryota, Metazoa, Chordata, Actinopteri, Batrachoidiformes, Batrachoididae. Gene Ontology annotation, molecular function: alpha-galactosidase activity. Gene Ontology annotation, biological process: glycosylceramide catabolic process; glycoside catabolic process; oligosaccharide metabolic process. Gene Ontology annotation, cellular component: cytoplasm. The transcript has 7 exons.